UUGAUAGACGAGCCAAGCCCUUCACAACCACCCUACACUUCCACUCCCCCUUCUGACCUCCAAAAAAGGCCUGUGAGAGCCACCCAGCUAAGAAUAACCCGUCAGGGGGUAAAGUUACCUCGAUGUGGUGCUGCGUGCUUUUUCUUGACCCUCUCUUUUACCCCACUGUGGACCCAAACUCCCCUCCCUCACCUGCCUCGGCAAUGCCGCCACACUGGCAGCUCCACAGCCACCCGUGAACUUCACCUUUUAAAUUGCUCCUUUAUUAGCCCGAAGAAGACAAAGAAGAAGAAGUGGUCAGCUAUGGAAUGACUGGACAUUUACUGGAUUUACUGUCAUUUUCCUACCGCCUUUGAGUCAACACCAAAAGGAUUCCAACUGAAAUAGUGGAUUCGUCAACAUGGCUGACGGGGCCAAAACAUUUGUUUUUGCUACUGUAAAGGGGCCAAAACCACAUCGGCCUCCGGGUGCGAUGGAGCCCCAGCUGGCUCUGUGAAAAGCAAAGCGUGUGUUGUGCUGAACAAGCUGCGAGUCUCUGUGGAGCUGCUCAUCGCUCUUGCUGCUCUCUUGUCCUGGCUGGUGGUGGGUGUGGUCAUGUUUGACUUUGUGGAGUACAAGGCAGUACCUGACAUUCAGCACAUCAUGUCAGACCCGGUCCAAGCCAUGCACGACGCCGUGGAGGAGGUGUCCAAUCUGGUCAACAAGUUCCAAGAAUGUGCCCCCGACCUAAGUGACCCCAUGUCUGCAGCUGCCUAUGCAGUGGAGGAAAUAGCAGAGGCAAAAGAUGGAUUUGUGCAAUAUUUAUCAGACGAUGAGGGAAACUUCUACCUGAGCUAUGUAGACCCAGUGGUCUUUGGUAGAAGACUCUUCCAUUCAGCCGACGAAUGCGUGUGCGGAGUAGUGGCGUCUGCCAGGGACACACUGUGUGCUGCCGUGGAUGCUACGUUGGACACUAUAUCCUACAUAAACACAGGACGAAUAGACUUGAGCUUCAUGGAUCCAGUGCUGAUAGGCCGAGACGUCUUCUCCUCCAUCAAUGACUUUGUGUGUGGUCUGAUGGCCUCCAUCCAGCAGUUCCUCUGCCGAAUCUUGGACUCCCUUCUAGAUCUCAUUAAAGGAAUUGUUGACAUCAGCAUUUUGGACCCUAUGGCGUUUGGUAGGAACGUCAUCAGCGUUACAAACACCACCGUCACUAAACUAACAGACAGCAUCCAGGAAGUGAUGGACACCUGUAUAGACAGCCUUAAGAAUACUGUCAAAGGAACUACUGACUUGAACUUCAUUGACCCAGUGGUGAUGGGCAGGAAAGUCUUCAAUGUCAUUAACAAACUAGUGAGUGGAACAGCAGCAAAUCUUCAGGAUCUCUUAUGUUCCAUUGUUGAUGUUAUCCUGGAUGCGCUUAAAGACAUCCAGGAAGUUGUCGCAUUCAGUCCAUCUGCGGUGCUAAAGAGGACUGGCGAAAUCAUUGCAGAGCAGUACCAAAUGCUGGUCGGCGCCAUCUCUGCCUCGCUAAUAGGUGAACAAGGAAUCUUGCCUGACGUGACCUUUAACCCGAUGAAAGUGAUGGAAGACGCCAUGCUGGAGCUGACAGACAAGAAGGACUUAUUUGUGGCAUAUAUGUCCAGCAUGAUUGUGGGGGAUCAAGGAGAAUCACUUGCUACACCAGCUGUCAGUGUCAUCUCUGAAAAAGAUGAAAGUGUACCUUCCCGCUCUGACAGACAUAUGGUGAGAAGAAAAGGUCAAUUCCUGCCACCGUAUGUAAAAGUUGCAGACAUGAUGAUCGCCGUUAAAGACACAGAGGAAGCAUCACAGGAGGCUUCAGCAUCACCGGGACAGGAGAAAGAGGAGGAGGAAACAGGACAGGAUGAAGAUGAGCAGGACAAAGAGGAUGUUAAGGUAGAAAAGGAAGGAACAGAGGAGGAGAUGAAUGAAGAAACAGAUAAAGAAGUUGUGAUGGAAGAGGAGGAGGAAGAGGAGACCAAAGAUGCUCAAGUCCUAUUAGUGGAGCUGGAGGCAAUAACACUGGAUGAAAAACAGGAGGAGGAGGAAGAAGAGGAGAUGACACAUAUACAUGAGACAACAAUAGAUGAGGAGGAAGAUGAGGCAACACAUUUAGAUGAGACAACAUUAGAUGAGGAGGAAGAUGAGGAGGCAACACAUUUAGAUGAGACAACAUUAGAUGAGGAGGAAGAAGAGGAGACUACAGCAUUUGAUGCGGAGGGGGAGGAGGCGGACACAACUGAGGAUGAUGAGGAGACCACAACAGUUGAUGAAGAUGAAGAGGCGGAGACAACAGAUGAGGACGAGGAGGAGGACACAACACAAGAUAAGGAGGAUGAGGAAGAUGAGGCCACAACUGAAGACAACAAUGAGGAGGAGACAACAUUAGGUGAGGAGGUGGGGGAGGCUGACACAAUCGAGGAGGAUGAGGAGACCAUAAUAGUAGAUACAACAGAUGAGGAGGAAGUGGAGGAGGACACAACACUAGAGGAGGAGAAAGAUGAGGAGGCCACAGCUGAAGAUGACAAUGAAGAGGGGGAGGAGACAACAUCUCAAGAUGAGGAGGGAGAGGAGACAACAUUAGAGGAGGAGGGAACGGAGGGGGCUGAGGCAGACACAACCGAGGAAGAUGAGGAGACUAUAACAAUAGAUGAAGAAGAGGAGGAGGAGGAGGAAGAUGAGGAAACCACAACUGAAGAUGACAACGAGGAGGAGGAGGAGGAGACACCACCUGAAGAUGAUGAGGGAGAAGAGGAGCCAACAGGAAUAGAUAUUGAGGUGGCGAUCACAACUGAACAUCAUCAGGGGGAGGAGACAACAAUCAUAGUAGAUGAGGAAGAGGAGGAUGAAGAGGACGACCUCACAACUAAAGAUGAUGAUGAGGAGGCCAAGACAACACCUGUAGAUGAGGAGGAAGAGGAUGAUGAGGACACAAUAACAGUAGAUGAAGAUGAGGAGGAGGAGGCCGAGACAACACCCGUAGAUGAUGACGAUGAUGAGGAGGAGGAGAUUACAACACAAGAUGAGGAGGAAGAAGAGACACCUUUAGAUGAUAGUAUGGAGGAGGAGACAACAACUGAGGAGGAGGAGAAAGAGGAGGCCACAAUUGCAGAAGAAGAAGAGCAGGAGGAAGAAGAGGAGGAGGCCACAACAGAAGAUGAUGAGCAGGAGGAGGAGAUAUUAACAACAGAUGAAGAUGAGGAGUCCACAGCAAUAUCAGACGACCAAAAUGAGGAGGAGCCGAUAAUAACCGAAGUUGAAGACAGAGAGGAGGAGGAGAAUAAAAAAAAGUCUUUCAUCACAGACGAUGAGAAGGACCAAGAUGAAGAUGAAGUGGAGCCUUCAUUCCACAAAGUUGACAUUGAACUGACAUCUGCGGAAAGCAAUCCCAGACCAACAUCUGAUGACGAUAACGAUAUUGACAAAGAAGCGCAGAGUCUAUCUGCAGUUAAUGACCAAAACAAAUAUGGCGACACGACGGAUGACGCCGAUGAAAACAACAACAACAGCGAGAGCGGAAAAGUGGAGCCUAAAGGAAGGAGGAGGCUUCACAAACAUCUCAGCAAACACAACAAAGUUGUGGAAGAGGCUGGGAAAAGAGAGGCACUUGAAGAAGUUAAAGUUAGACUUAAAGAUCUUUUAAAAGAUGAGAAAAAAGACGCCAAACUUGAGAAAUCCAUCAAAAACAAAGCAAGAGAAGAAAAACCAAAAGAGACUAAAGCUGCAAAGCCAACGAUGGACAAAUCCAAAGAAGAAACCUUGAGGAAGAAGCCAACAAAGGAGCCCAAAGUUGAAGCAAAGUCCAUCAAAGAGAAAAUAAAAACACCUUCUGUGGUGGCGGUCUCCAGAGUUAAGAAGCUGGGAAUGAAGAGAACAACCACCGAUGACAGAAAGUCUCCAAUUGCUCUGAAGAAACCUACCAAAGAGGAGAAAAGAGAGAAGGAACAUCUCUUGAAAAAACAAGACAAAGAAAAGGAACUUAAACUUGACAAGAAAGAGGUCGAAAAAUCUCUCAAAGAACCUUCCAUAAAGGAGAAGGAAAUCAUGAAAGCUUUGAAAGAAGAGAAAGAGGCCACAGAAACGCCUAAAGACAAGAUAGACCAGAAGGUAAAAGAAGACAAGAAAAUAAUUAAAGCCAAGGAAGAGGUCAAGAAACCUCCUAAAGAACAACGAGAGGUCGGGGAACCAUCCAAAGAAGAAGCCAAAGAGGUCAGGAAAUCUCCCAUACAACAAGAAAAAGCUGAAGAACCCCCCAAAGAAGAAUUCAAGAAAGAGGUCAGAAAACCACUUGAAGAAGAGGAGGCGGAUGAGGAAACACCUCAGGAAGACAUCAAAGAGGUGAGCGACAUUAGGAAACCUCACAGAAAACUGAGAGCCAUCAAGAGAUUACUCAAAGAAGAGGGCAAAAAACAAUCAAGAGAUGUUAGAGAAGCCAAGAAACUUCCUUUAGAAGUCCAAAAAGCUCUCAAAGAAGAGAACAUCACAAAGGAACGUCCCAAAGAAGAAAUAAAAGUCAGAAAACCUCCAAAAGAGGAGAAACGUGUCAGGAAACUCAAACCAUCAACAGACGGUAAAGACGACAAGAAGCUUCCCCUCGGAGAGGUCAAGAAAGAGAGAGAGAAAGUCAUAAAAGAUCAUCCCAAAGAAGAAAUCCAAGUCCAGAAGCCUCCCAAAGUGGAGAAACAAAUUAAGAAACUUGUCAUACCAUCAACAGACGGUAAAGACGACAAGAAGCUUCCUUUAGGAGAAGUCAAGAAAGCUGUGGGAGUAGAGAAAGUCAUAAAAGAACAUCCCAAAAAAGAAAUCAAAGUCAAGAUAAUUCCCAAAAAAAUGACUAAACCUUUCAAACCAGCAAGAGAAACAAAUGUCUCUUCAUCGGAACCAAAGAAACCACAAGACCUCAAAGGUACCAAAAUCAAGAGAGACGCCAAGCGGGAUAUAUUCAUCACAAGACUUUUAAAAGCAGAAGCCAAACAACUUACAGAAGAAGAUGACACAAAACCAAAGACAGCAUCCAAAGACGAGAGAGAACUGAAGAAACCUCAUGAAAAAGAGGAAGACCUCAUCAGAAGACCUUCCAAAGAUGAUAAAGAAGAUCUCAAGAAACCUCCCAUACAAGACAAACACAUAAAAGAGCUCACCAAAGAAAAGGAGGAGGACACCAGGAAACACCUUAAAGAAGAGAAACUAAAGACAGAAGACACAAAGGCCUCCACUCUGGAGAAAGAGGAAAAGAAGCCUCAUGAAGAAGUCAAGAGAUCUCUCUUAAAAGAAACAACUCGAGUAGAGAAAGAAUACAAGAAACCAUCUCAGGUGAAAGAAGAGAAGAAACCUGCUAAAGAAGAGGAGAAGAUUUUAACCAAAGAAGGGAAGAAACCUCUUAAAGAAAAGGAGAAGAUUCCACCCAAAAAAGAGAAGAAACCUUUGAAAGAAGAAGAGAGAAUUCCACUCAAAGAAGAGAAGAAACCUUCAAAAGAAGAGAGGAUUCCAUUCACAGAAGAGAAGAAACUUCUUAAAGAAAAAGAGAAAAUUCCACCCAAAGAAGAGAAGAAACCUCCUAAAGCAGAAGAGAGGAUUCCGUCCAAAGAAGAGAAGAAACCUUCAAAAGAAAAAGAGAGAAUUCCACUCAAAAAAAAUAAGAAACCGUCAGAAGAGGAGGAGAGGAUUCCACUCAAAGAAGAGAAAAAACCUUCAAAAGAAAAGGAGAAGAUUCCAUCCAAUGAAGAGAAGAAACAUCUUAAAGAAAAGGAGAAGAUUUCACCCAAAGAAGAGGAGAAACCUUCAAAAGAAGAAGAGAGAAUUCCACUCAAAGAAGACAAGAAACCUUUGAAAGAAAAGGAGAAGAUUCCAUCCAAAGAAAAGAAACCUACGAAAGAAGAGGAGAAGAUUGCACCCAAAGAAGAGAAGAAACCUUCUAGAGAAAAGGAGAUGAUUCCACCCAAAGAAGAGAAGAAACCUUCUAAAGAAGAGGAAAGGAUUCCCCUCAAUGAAGGGAAGAAACCUUUGAAAGAAAGGGAGAGGAUUCCCCUCAAAGAAGAGAAGAAACCUACGAAAGAAGAGGAGAAGAUUGCAGCCAAAAAAGAGAAGAAACCUUCUAGAGAAAAGGAGAUGAUUCCACACAAAGAAGAGAAGAAACUUUUGAAAGAAAAGGAGAGGAUUCCCCUCAAAGAAGAGAAGAAACCUACGAAAGAAGAGAAGAUUGCACCCAAAGAAGAGAAGAAACCUUCUAGAGAAAAGGAGAUGAUUCCACCCAAAGAACAGAAGAAAUCUUCGAAAGAAGAGGAGAAGAUUCCUCUCAUUGACGACACGAAACCUUCUAAAGUAAAGGAGAAAAUUCUACCGAAAGAAGAGAAGAAGCCUCUGAAAGAAAAGGAUAAGAUUCCACCCAAAGAAGAGAAGGAAAGUCUUAAAGCAAAGGAUAAGAGUCCACCCAAGGAAGAGAAGAAACCUACAAAAGAAGAGAAGAUUCCACCCAAAGAAGAGAAGGAAAGUCUUAAAGCAAAGGAGAAGAUUCCCUUCAAAGGACCAAACACACCCCUCAAAGAAGAUGAUAAAGAUAAAGUGGAGGAGACGAAACCUUCCACUAGGAAAGAAUUAAGGAGACCAUCUAAAGAAGUUAGACAGCUCUCAGUAGAGAAGAAACUGACCAAACCUUCCAAGCAGGACGAGGAAGACAAAGAGAAGAAAGAACCUGAAGAGAAGAUGCCUACAGAGAAGAAGGAAAUCCCAGGGAAGCCAUUAAAGGAAGAAAAAGCCAGUGAAACAAAGAAAGUAUCAAGAAAGAUCCUCAAAGAAGCUGCAGAACCAGCGACAGCGCCUACGACACCUCUCAGGACUCAUGGAUUUGUCAGAAGGCAUCUCAGAGAAGAGAAGGACGAAACUGCUGCUGCUUCAAAAGACCAGCCAGAAGAAACACCAGAGAAGACCAAAGAAGACAAAGGACUGAAGAUCAAAGAAACAAAACAACCAGAAAAUGAUAGCAAGAAGGACAUUGUUUCCAAAGAAGCCAAGAAGGCCUCUAAACAAGAACCAAAGGAACCCUUAAAGGAAGAAAAGGACGUUAUGAAACCAUCCAAGAAGGAAGAUAAAGACGAUGAACCGAGGGUGGUCUCUAAAGAACAUAAAGUGGUCACCAAAGACAAAACAAGGACCUCUGUCAAAAAGGACAAAGAGGAUAAGAAGACUGCUAAAGAAGAACCUGUGAAGACAGCCGCAAGAACCAUAAAGAUCGAGAAGACCACCAGAGCAUCCAUUUUGAAGAAGGAACAUGUUAAUGCGACAAAAGCAGCUGAUGAGCCCAAGAGACCACUAAGGCUGCUGAGAGUGUCCAAAAAGCAAGUCGCCCCCAUCUUGAAAAAGGAACAUAAGAAUGUAACCAAAACAGAGGCCCCACAGGUUCCUAAAGCAACAGCCAAAGCAGAAGCUACUAAGAAAGAGGCACCAAAGGAGAAGGUUGGAAUAACUCCUGCCAAGAAAGCUCCUCCAAAGGAGAAGCUCCAACCUGUCAUCACGAAAAAAGAACAAGAAGGUCCGUCAAGAAACGCCUCUUUGCUGAAAGAAAGAGUCAAAAUAGUACCAAUGAAGAGAGUUGUUACAAGGCCAACCAAGAAAGCCCAGGACGUUUCGCCUAAGACUUCAGUAGAAGACGUCCAACUGAAGCCAAAAGCAGUUGUAACAAAAAUAGAACCUGCCCCACUUAAGACAAAGCGGGCUACAACUGCUAAAGGAGUCCACAACUCAAUACAAAGGCCUGAAAAUACGUGUCACAGGAACCCUAUUGGACUCACGCAGUGUACUAACAACACGCCAUAUUAUGCAGUGGCUGCCCAUAAAAAUGCGUCUCUCACCAAAGAGAAAGUGAAAGUGGUGCCAUUGAAGAAAGCAGAUGCUACAAAGGAAAAGACCAACACUGCUGAGGAAAAGAAAGUGUCUUCAGAAGCCGAAGCUGAUGCAAAGCGGGAAAAGGCCACAUCACUCCUAAAGACAAAAAAGCAAGAAGCCUCAAAAGAAAACGUCAAGCCUGCAGCAAAGAAAAAAGUAGAGGCUGAGCUGGCCAAGGAGGCCAAAGCUGCAGCAGCAAAGAAAGCAGAAGCAGAGCUUGCAAAGGAAGCCAAAGCUGCGGCAGCAAAGAAAGAGGCUGAGCUUGCAAAGGAGGCCAAAGCUGCUGCUGCUGCAAAGAAAGAGGCUGAUCUUGCAAAGGAAGCCAAAGCUGCUGCUGCUGUAAAGAAAGCAGAAAAGAAGACAGCCAAGGACGAAAAACCGAAGGAAGACAGAGUUCUUAAGGAGAUACAGGAGCCGGUGAAGAAAAACAAAUCUGCAAAAGAGGAGAAAGCAAAAGCAGAUUCUGAGGAAUAUCUGAUGGAAGACGAUAUGCCAUACUUCCAGUGUUUCUUCGUGGAUGAGGACGAAGCCCAGUUUCCCUUCUAUGCCUUCUCACCGCUGCAGAUAUAAAGGAUGGGGGGUCAUUUUCAACGAGUUGGGUGGACCCGUUCUUAUUUGACUUCACAUUUGGUUGAGCUCUCGUACCAAACAGCUAAUGGCAUUCCUUUUCUUUAUUUUAUUUAUUAUUUGAUUUGAUUUGAACUUUAAUUUCAUAUUUUUUUGGUUUAUUUUUGUACUCUAUUUUUCUCACAACUCACUUUUUGGAUGGGAAAAAAAUGGUGGAAAUACACAUUUUCCAUCCACAAUCCCAUCCCAUACACGUAGGGAUUGUCUAUUUUUAUUACUUUCCCGUCAUAAGGAAUGACCGUACUUACGUAGUAUUUGAGAGCUCCCAAAUAUCAUGAUGGAAAACUACCUACAUUUGAACACCGAUGUCGGCGACUGAUUAAAAAUGAACUACUUUCAGUUCAUUUUGACUGUUUCCUUCGUAAAUAGACCAAAGAUGCACUACUGAUGUAUAUUACAAGAACAACAAAAAGAUCAAUUCUGAACUCCAUUCAGAUUCGGCCUCUUUUAAGCCUGCAUGAGAAACCAGGUUUCUUUCUCAAAAGAGGCCUGAACGCUCAAGUAAAAGCGUGUUAAAUACAUCAUAUCGGCACCGCAUUUCACGUGAUGAAACUACGAUUGCGAUUGUGUGGUAGUGUGAAGUGGUGCAUUGUUUACACUGAGCCAGACUGAGACAGCUGUUGUUUAUGGAGUUUUUUCAAUGUACUUCCAUAUGUUGCUGUGUGGAUGACAGUUAAAACCAGGGUGAAAUGCUAAUCCUAAACUGACACACACAUACUGUAAAUCCACUUUUUUUUUUU
This is a messenger RNA of Doryrhamphus excisus (bluestripe pipefish), 9248 nucleotides long. The record is from RefSeq and is a predicted model, not a curated record. Lineage: Eukaryota; Metazoa; Chordata; Actinopteri; Syngnathiformes; Syngnathidae.